AUGAUCGCCGUCCGUGGUCUCAGCCUGGUUUGGGCCCUUGGCAUCCUCGCCCUAUCCAGUGCUCAGGCGCAUGAUCAUGAUCACCGGGCUUCAUUGCGGGGGCACCAGGAGCCACAGCAGCCCGAGGUGCAAGAAGCCGCGGAUCAAGAGCCUGCCGACAAUGAGCAGCCUGGUGUUGCAGAGGACCCAGCGGUUGCGGAGGAACAAAUGCAGCUGUUGCAGCUGGAGAAGGCCAUGAAGCAGACGGAACACAGGUUGGCCUUGUCGAGUGCCGUGUGCCUGCUUGUCCAGACGAUCAUAGUGACCAUCGUCGGCCUGCUGUAUACAAGCUGCUUCCAGAGCAAGCCUUCGCCCGACGAGGUGCUGCAGCCGGAGCGUGCGCAGGAAGGCUUUCGGUACGGUCUUUGCGAUGGCUGUUGCCACAGCCUGCGGAUCUGCUGCUGCAGCUUUUGGUGCUUGCCUGUGCGCUGGGCCGACACGGCCAGCUCACCGCAGAUCAAGUUUCUGGGUUUCGGCACAGCGGUCUUCCUCUUCCAGCUCCUCUACGUGCUUUCCAGGCUCCCGAGCGUCUUCAUCUCUUUCAUGGCCCCCUCAUCCCCCUCAGAGCCCUCUCCCAUGGGUCCUAUGAUCCUUCUGCUGGUAUUGGCGGUGCUCUUCCAUGUCCUGCUGUUGGUGAUGCUUGUGCGACACCGCCAGCGUGUCCGCAGCCAGUACGGGCUGCCCCACGGCACCUGCGGCACUUGCACCUGCGACGUCUUGGUCUGGAUUUUCUGCUCCUGCUGUGCUGGCAUGCAGGAGGCUCUGCAGGUGGAGUACGUCGGUGAGCCGGUGGAAAUCUGCGAAGGCAAGUUCGAAAACAAGCGCAGCGCCAUGUGCUGA
Messenger RNA from Symbiodinium sp. CCMP2456, 879 nucleotides. NCBI's taxonomy places the organism in Eukaryota, Dinophyceae, Suessiales, Symbiodiniaceae. The record is from the annotation of a GenBank genome assembly.